CGCGAGUGCAUCUCCGUCCACGUCGGCCAGGCCGGCGUCCAGAUGGGCAACACCUGCUGGGAGCUGUACUGCCUGGAGCACGGCAUCCAGCCCGAUGGGCAGAUGCCCAGCGACAAAACCAUUGGUGGAGGGGACGACUCCUUCACCACCUUCUUCUGUGAGACCGGGGCUGGGAAGCACGUGCCACGGGCCAUCUUUGUGGACCUGGAGCCCACCGUGAUCGAUGAAGUUCGGGCUGGAAUCUACCGCCAGCUCUUCCACCCCGAGCAGCUGAUCACUGGCAAGGAGGAUGCUGCUAACAACUACGCCCGCGGGCCCUACACCAUCGGCAAA
Molecule: messenger RNA, 333 nt
Organism: Cariama cristata (Red-legged seriema)
Lineage: Eukaryota; Metazoa; Chordata; Aves; Cariamiformes; Cariamidae
Product: tubulin alpha-5 chain-like
Exons: 2
Biological process (GO): mitotic cell cycle; microtubule cytoskeleton organization
Cellular component (GO): microtubule; cytoplasm
Molecular function (GO): structural constituent of cytoskeleton; GTP binding
Source: RefSeq, a predicted model, not a curated record